Molecule: messenger RNA, 555 nt
Organism: Ascoidea rubescens DSM 1968
Lineage: Eukaryota; Fungi; Ascomycota; Saccharomycetes; Ascoideales; Ascoideaceae
Gene: ALG14
Product: N-acetylglucosaminyldiphosphodolichol N-acetylglucosaminyltransferase anchoring subunit ALG14
Exons: 2
Biological process (GO): dolichol-linked oligosaccharide biosynthetic process
Cellular component (GO): UDP-N-acetylglucosamine transferase complex
Source: RefSeq, a predicted model, not a curated record
AUAAUGAUCUUAUUAGGUUCGGGAGGCCAUACAGGAGAAAUGAUCAGAAUUUUAUCAAAUUUGGAAAUUAAAAAUAAAUUCAAAUAUAUCACCUGGGUAAUUUCUUCUGGAGAUAAAUCUUCUUUAAUUAAAGCUCAAUACUUUGAAAAAAAAUACUUAUUAAAUGAAAACAAAACAAUAACAAAAUACUUGAUAUUACCCAGAGCAAGAAACAUUUCACAAAACUAUUUCAAAUCAAUAUUCACCACAAUAUACUGUUUUUUAGUGACUAGUAUAAGAAUUUUUUUUUUGUUUGAAUUUAAAAAAUACCCUAAUAUCUUGAUUUGCAACGGUCCAGGUACAUCGGUUCCAUUAUGCUACAUUUUUUUCCUAAUCAAAUUGCUAACAUUGGGUUUGCUUAACAAUAAAAUCAUUUACAUUGAAAGCCUAGCAAGAGUGAACAACUUGUCACUCACAGGAUACCUACUCUAUCCCAUUGUCGAUAGAUUUAUCGUUCAGUGGGACAAGUUGCACAAGAAGUUUCGUAGAAGCGAAUAUUUUGGAAUAUUGGUCUAA